This is a messenger RNA of Penaeus vannamei (Pacific white shrimp), 1170 nucleotides long. NCBI's taxonomy places the organism in Eukaryota, Metazoa, Arthropoda, Malacostraca, Decapoda, Penaeidae. The record is from RefSeq and is a predicted model, not a curated record.
UUGGUUAAUCUGUCUUUCAUCUUUUGCAGCAUCCUGAUCUCGGAGCGGACGCGCAACGCAACAGAAAUCGCAGGCACUCACAGAAAACGCAUAUUGUCCACAUCCCGCUCCCUUAAACGCUGAACGCCAAACAUACUUCAUCUCUGUCGAUUAGCUUCCAGGUCGCCGGGUGCCCGAGAGUGCCAUGUUCCGCGGCGGCCGGCGAGGAUCCGAGCGCCCGUCAGAAGCAGCCCGCCGCGCGCCAGGUGCCACUCGUGCCAGGCGCCACUCGUGCCAGGCGCAGCUGAACUUCGUGUCUCAGAAUCGGAUUAAAAGACACUAAUCUUGUCCGUGGACAUCGACGCGACAAGAGUUAGAGAAAAAAGAUAAAUCAAGUCUCAGGUCCCCGGGUUUCUGAAAUAAUUUAAGAAAAAAUAGAACAGACGCUCACACGCACGGCUGUCCAUCCUCGGACUCGAGACUCAUGCUGAGGUCGUCCUCCAUGAUGGUCUCGGCCUCGAGGUCCAGCGCGCCCCCUCGCUCCCCCUCCAUGAACCAUACGAGGAAACAAUCGCGCGACCGAGGCAGACGGGCCAGCGGGGGCGCGCCCCCCCGCAGAGGCCGCGGCCGCCUACUCAGCCUCUUCCACCGCCGCCUCCACCCACAACACCACCUCAUCCACCUCCACUGCCGUCACCACCUGCGGAUCCGCUACCUGCGCCUCAGCCGCACAUGCAGGCACAACGGCCGCCGCCACCGCGACCGGCGGUGGCGGCGGCGGCGGCGGCUGCGGCCAGCAGGAGCCAGGCCAGUUCGCCGUCGCCCUUCGCCUCCAACGCGCCCUCCCACCCUCCUCCGCGCACCUCCUCCUCCUCCUCCAACGCCUCGGCCUCCACCGCCUCCUCCUCCUCCUCCAGUUCUCGCACGCCCUCCAACACCACCAACCACCGCGGCUCCAUCACGCCCACCACCACCCACCUCUCCGCCUUCACGCCCAUCUCGGCCCACAAAAAGACGUCGGCGCCCGCUGAGACCAGGCUGGUCGUGCUCGGCUCGCCCGCCGUCGGGAAGUCAGCCUUGGUAGUACGACUCCUAACAGGUCGCUUUAUCUGGGAAUACGACCCCACGCUGGAGGCCGGCCGCGAUCUCAGACUCUGCCUUGUCUUGCCUUGCCUCCUGGUCUGUCUCUAG